UAUUUUACUAUGAGUUUAGAAAGACGGUUAUUUAUUUUGUUUUUUUUGUUGUACGUUAUUUGUCCGGCUUUUGGGAUGACGCGGCAACAAUUGAAGAAUUCUGGAAAACUUAUGAAGAAGUCGUGUAUGCCUAAAAAUGAUGUGACAGAAGAUCAAGUUGGUCAAAUCGAACAAGGGAAGUUUAUUGAAGAAAGAAAUGUUAUGUGCUACAUAGCUUGCGUUUACACUAUGACACAAGUUGUAAAGAACAAUAAACUGAGUUACGACGCGGUAAUAAAACAAGUCGACACCAUGUUUCCUGCAGAGAUGAGAGAUGCUGUGAAAGCUUCAGCUGCAAACUGCAAAGACAUUAGUAAAAAGUAUAAAGAUAUAUGCGAAGCAUCUUACUGGACCGCGAAAUGUAUGUACGAUUAUGAUCCAAAAAAUUUCGUGUUUCCUCAUAACUUCACUUGUAAUAUUAAUUUUGAUGUUUGCACUACAAUGGGGCGGACUACUACCUUGAUAGUGAUUUUGUUAUGUUUUUUAUCCUACACGUAUGGGAUGACAAGAGUACAGUUGAAAAAGACGAUGACCGUUAUGAAAAACCAGUGUAUGCCGAAACACAAAGUUACGAAUGACAAAGUUGGGCAAAUCGAGCAAGGAGUUUUUAUUGAAGACCACGAUGUUAUGUGCUAUAUCUCUUGUGUUUAUAAAGCGGCUUUAGUGGUAAAAAACGAAAGACUUGAUAAAGAUCUUAUAUCAAAACAAAUAGAUAUUCUUUAUCCAAAGGAACUAAGAGCUACAGUUAAAAGUGGAGUUCAAAGUUGUUGUGAUGUUCAGAAUAAGUACGACGAUGGUUGUGAAGGAAUUUUCCACGCCACUAAAUGCUUAUAUGAAUAUGAUCCAGCAAGCUUUGUUUUUCCAUAAGUAUCUAUGAAUAAAUAAAAUCCUUUUUCUGGCAGAUUUAGUUCUAUUUAUUUUAUUUAACUUUACUCGCAAUAAAUAAAUAAAUAAAUAAAAAAUCUCACCUGAAAGAUGGAAGAGUUGUGAGAGAAAAAUAGUAUGAGUACUCACUUAGUCUUUUAUGUUAUAGAGUUUUUGCCUGUUCAUUUAAUUAAUAGUUUGAGAUUGACUCGAAAAAGGCGGUCACAAGAAAAUGUAUCUACAUUCUACACC
Molecule: messenger RNA, 1155 nt
Organism: Colias croceus (clouded yellow)
Lineage: Eukaryota; Metazoa; Arthropoda; Insecta; Lepidoptera; Pieridae
Exons: 10
Coding region: 10-906 (298 amino acids)
Biological process (GO): sensory perception of smell; olfactory behavior
Cellular component (GO): extracellular region
Molecular function (GO): odorant binding; dibutyl phthalate binding
Source: RefSeq, a predicted model, not a curated record